Messenger RNA from Aspergillus versicolor CBS 583.65, 1084 nucleotides. Its product is annotated as pirin family protein. The transcript has a single exon. Bases 4 to 912 code for a protein of 302 amino acids. The record is from RefSeq and is a predicted model, not a curated record. Lineage: Eukaryota; Fungi; Ascomycota; Eurotiomycetes; Eurotiales; Aspergillaceae.
AAAAUGAGUGUCCCCCGCAAGGUCAAAACGAUAUUCAAGGCCACUGAAGCUAUCGAAGGAGGAGGAGCGAAGGUUUUGCGCUCCAUCGGAAGUAGGAAGCUCCAAAAUUUCACACCCUUCUUGCUAUUGGACCAUGCCACGGUUGGCUCGGAUGCAGGGUUCCCUGAGCAUCCUCACCGGGGACAGGAGACGAUUAGCUAUUGCCUAUCUGGCUCUGUGCUUCAUGAAGACUUUACGGGACACAAGGGUACUCUCACACCAGGUGACUUGCAAUUCAUGACAGCAGGUCGGGGAAUCAUGCAUGCAGAACAACCUUGUGAGAAUCCGGAUGGAAGCCCAGGGGUUGGACUCCAACUCUGGAUUGAUUUACCCAAAGAGCUGAAAUAUAUCGAACCACGAUACCGAUAUCUCAACAAGUCCGAUAUACCAACAAUUCAACUUGAUCACGGUCGAGUCACGGUUGCAGUAAUAUCCGGGCAGACACAUGGUACCGAGUCAAAGCCAGAUUUGACCUACACGCCGAUAUGGUACUUGGAUAUCACAAUCCACCCGGGCGGCAAGAUUAACCAGCCAGUUCCCCUUGAGUGGAACACAUUUGCUUACGUCCUUGAGGGCACGACGGUAUUCAACUGUGCAAAUUCAACUCACUCUGCCGCCGCUCUUCACACCGUCGUCUUCGACGGCAAGGGCACUCAUAUCGAAGCAUUGGUUGCCGAGCAUGAAAAACGCCCCUCUCGUUUCAUUCUUUUUUCUGGUCAGCCAUUGAAGCAGAGGAUUGUCCAUUACGGACCGUUUGUGUGCACAAGCGAGGAAGAGGUGUACCAGGCGAUGUCGGAUUUUCGAAAUGGUAAAAAUGGCUUUGAGCGAGCCCUCGGUUGGAAGAGUGGUAUCAUCAAGUCAAUGGCAUACUGAGAAGAUGACACACCGAGGAGUGCGUUUGACCACAGUGGCCGGCAAAAGCCGUCUAGGUUUGUAAGAUGGCCCGAGAAUCAGAGUCUCUAUGACAUUUUUAUCGUGAUCUCUUCCAAGGAUGAGGUGCUUGGUCAAUCCUCUCUGAUUGAUAUAUAAAAGGUACACAAUUCGG